Messenger RNA from Notechis scutatus (mainland tiger snake), 3116 nucleotides. It is a transcript of the gene SGK2, whose product is annotated as serum/glucocorticoid regulated kinase 2. The record is from RefSeq and is a predicted model, not a curated record. Gene Ontology annotation, molecular function: protein serine/threonine kinase activity; ATP binding. NCBI's taxonomy places the organism in Eukaryota, Metazoa, Chordata, Lepidosauria, Squamata, Elapidae. Gene Ontology annotation, biological process: protein phosphorylation.
AGUUAGAAGAUGGAAUUAUUUUGCUUUUAGAAAGACACAGAGAAACCAGCCUUCUGGCAGUACCUCCGUAAGCAGGAGAGCUGAUCUUAACAUUUGCAAGAGGACAUAAGUUAAAGGAGCUUCAUACUACAACUCUCUCUGCCUAGCUAACAGGAUAGUGGCCAACAGACAAACUUGUCAAAGAAUUUCUUCAAUUUGUACAUCCACCCUCCCAGACUGACUCCAUGCACUCACCCGGGGCACAAGCCCUCUUCACAACACUGGGAAAGACAAAAGAUUUCAUAAAACAAAGUCGAGAGAAGUUGGAACAGACCAUCAAGGCCUCCAGUUCCAGGCUGUGCUCCUAUGCUGAAAGAGUAGCUGUUUUAAUGGACCAUUCCAGAAGCCCAGAGCACAAUAGCCAGCCAUCACCAAGUGACAAUAUCAACCUUGGACCAUCUGCUAAUCCCAAUGCCAAGCCAACUGAUUUUGACUUCCUAAAAAUAAUUGGCAAAGGAAGCUUUGGGAAAGUCCUUUUGGCCAAACACAAGUCUGAUGGAAGAUUCUAUGCUAUAAAAGUUUUGCAGAAAAAGUCCAUCCUUAAGAAAAAAGAGCAAAACCACAUAAUGGCAGAACGCAAUGUGCUCCUGAAGAAUGUGAAACAUCCUUUCCUCGUGGGGCUCCACUAUUCUUUCCAGACCAAGGAGAAACUCUACUUUGUACUGGAUUAUGUAAAUGGAGGAGAGUUAUUCUUCCACCUACAAAGGGAGCGCUGUUUUCGUGAACCUCGUGCUCGCUUCUAUGCAGCAGAGAUGGCCAGUGCGGUGGGCUACCUUCACUCACUGAAUAUCAUAUACAGGGACUUGAAACCUGAAAAUAUUCUUUUGGAUUGUCAGGGUCACAUUGUUCUGACAGAUUUUGGGCUUUGCAAAGAAGGAAUGGAGCCAGAAGAAACAACAUCUACUUUUUGUGGCACACCAGAAUACUUGGCUCCAGAAGUACUUAAAAAGCAGCCUUAUGACCGAACUGUUGACUGGUGGUGCCUUGGAGCUGUGCUUUAUGAAAUGCUAUUUGGCUUGCCUCCAUUUUACAGCCGAGACAUGUCACAGAUGUAUGAGAAUAUUCUGCACAAACCACUUCAGAUUCAAGGAACCAAGACCAUAGCAGCUUGUGAUAUCCUACAAGGACUCCUUCAUAAAGACCAGAAGAAGAGGCUUGGAACCAAGACCGAUUUUCUUGAAAUAAAGAACCAUAUGUUCUUCGCUCCAAUAAACUGGGAUGAUUUAUAUAAUAAGAAGAUCACUCCUCCAUUUGAUCCUAAUGUGGCUGGGCCAGCUGAUCUACGACAUUUUGACCCAGAAUUCACUCAGGAAACUGUUCCCAGUUCCCUCAUCCAAACUCAUGAUCUAGCUACCAGCAGUUCCAGUGCAACAGAUGCUUUCCUGGGUUUUUCAUAUGCACCAAAUGAUGAAGAUUAAAGCAUCUCAUGUAAAUAUGACUUGUAAAAUCUAGGUUUAGCUUAUUAUUUAAAUAAGAGGAAGACAUCACAUACCUAUCUAAUCUUCUAACUGGAAAAGAAGCAAACUUUGCAACUUUGACAUACAGAGACUUACAAUGUGAAUGUUCCUCUUCCUGAGCAUUGCCAAUCACGGUAGUUAAAAUAAUUUUAUUUGUAGAGGCAUGAGCACAUUUAUUGAUACAGCCUUUCACCAAAUGGAUAAAGUCCUAAGAGAACGCAAGAUGCUUAGGAGAGAUUUAUUGUAUUCUAAAUAACUAAUUAUUUUGUAUUCAUUUGUUUUAAGUUUGGGGCACUACCAAUUCAAACUAGUUGAAUCCAUUUUCUUGCAAUAUUAUUCUAGAUUUUAUGGCUCUUGAAUUUUUGAUUGCAAUUUGCUUUUCAUUGUGUAUGUUCUUGAAGAACUCUUUUGAGUUAGUCAGAAAAGCUGUAACUACCUCUCCUUGACCCCAGUCCUCAUAGCUAGUCCUACUGGUAUGAAAUUGGCAUGGCAUUGAAUUCAUUUUUCUCAAAUCAGUUGACACCUCCAGGCUUUUUGUCAGGUUUUAGGUAUUUCUUUUUAGUUUUGAAUGCACUGCAACAAAAUGAAAUUGGUGGAAACAGCAAGCCAUCCAUCAUACAGUCUACUGGAUUCCAAGUAUUGUUGCUUUAACCUGGAAAUAUUCUAGUGAUCUCUGUUUAUAUAGUUUUAAAUAAUCUUGCUUAUUUGUUCCUGUUUAUUGAAAGUUAAACUCUUAUAAUAACUACCUCUUAACAGCACAGAUCGAAAAGAAACAAAUGGAUUUAUUUUAAGAAUCGAUAAAGAAAAAUAAACUGCCUGAACAAAUCUGUUAAGCCCAAAAUGGUAUUGAUGAAAAGAUAAAAAAUAAAGUCUCUAUGUGAUAUUUUAUGGACACAAUAUAUAAUUUUUUGGCAACAUGUGAAUUGUUUCAAACACAGGCAAAGUUGACCAGGUGAUUUUUAUGAAUAAAAAAGGGAAUGUUACAAUUUCCAUCCAAUGCUCUUAUGCCAAUAUAGUAUGUAGUCUCAUUUUUUAAAGAUUUAGAACAAAUAAUCUAUGUCAUGUUGUUUUCAGCCACUCUGUACCACAUUAAAUAAUUUUGAGUUAUGCAUUCUUCUUUCAUCUUUUAGAAAAUGAAUAGCAAUUCACACAUUAUAUAACUACUUGCAUAGCCAAGAUCUUUAAGAAAAUAACAAGCUCAUUCUAAAAACAAUUUCUUACUAUCAGCAAAAAGCAAAAACACAGACUUCUGAUAAACUCUAUAAAGAGAUCCAGAGUUGGCUAAAAUGAACCACUAGUAAGUAUAAGAACAAAACUAUCAAAGCAAAGAUUUUCUGGAAAAGAUCUAAUUUUUUUGUUGCUAAUUUUAUGAAAUGGCAAAUUCAGUUACAAGCAAUAUGAAUUACAAAAUUUUUUGGUAGCUCUGUACUUGCUUAACAUUUUUUAACAUCCUGUGUUUAGAUUUAGCUUACAUUAGAUUUUCCAAAACCUUAGUACUGAAGUGUUUGGAAAGUAGCUAAUAGUUUUAUAGACAGACAAAUAUAUUACAAUAUAGGAAUUAUUGACUUACAACAAUUCAUUUAGUGAUCAUUUGAAGUUACAGCAGCACUUCUGACCAGC